Letharia columbiana is the source of this 2838-nucleotide messenger RNA. RefSeq lists its product as uncharacterized. Gene Ontology annotation, cellular component: endoplasmic reticulum. NCBI's taxonomy places the organism in Eukaryota, Fungi, Ascomycota, Lecanoromycetes, Lecanorales, Parmeliaceae. The transcript is spliced from 9 exons. The record is from RefSeq and is a predicted model, not a curated record. Bases 1 to 2838 code for a protein of 945 amino acids. Gene Ontology annotation, biological process: GPI anchor biosynthetic process; fungal-type cell wall organization. Gene Ontology annotation, molecular function: catalytic activity.
AUGCCGCCAAAGUCUAAGGAAGGCGUUAUGUUUUCAGGAGCCUGGAUUUCCUGGGCUCAUACAGUGGUGGCAUAUACUGCUUUUCUCGGCGCUUUGGUCACGGGCUUAUACCUCCAUUAUCACAAGAUCGUGGAGAAUGAGUACUAUGGCUACCCGGAUGAAUGGUUUCCUUCGGUCUCUGCCACCAUUGGAGAUAGAUAUCCGGAGCGUUCAGUAUUUCAGAUCUUCAUUGCCAUGACUUCUGGUCCUCGUUUUGCCUUAGUAUUUCUCUGGUAUAUUUUGACAGCACGCCCCGACUCGGUCCUGCCAAUUUUUGUGGCAGGUACCGGCCUGUUCCGUACACUAACGUGCGGUGGAUGGACGUACGUGACUUCUACGGAUGACCAUGGGUGGCACGACGUCUUCAUGAUAUCCUACUUGGUAGCUACAUUGCCCUGGACUUUGGGCUGCAUAGCCCUCAGUCCAAAAGAGAAUUCGAAGGCUUUGAGAUACAGGAAAAUCCUAGCCGGAACAUUUUUCGGGACUUUGGUGCCUCUGAUCUACUUCUUCAUUCAGCACAAAGUUCACAGAGUUGCGGGAGCCUAUACUACUUACGCCUUUUUUGAAUGGGCUCUUAUACUCCUGGAUGUAGGAUUCGACGCUGUCACGGCAUUAGAUUUCCAAGGCUUCGAAGUUGUGAUCAGAGACGUCCAAGGAUCUAGCAGAGGUAAGGAUUUUCGGGUUUCUGAUGCUGUGUUGGAGAAAGAGAAAGGCAAACCUGCUGGGCAAAUAUUUGGCUCGGGCUUUUUCUGGUCCGAAGCAGUUGACGCUGCUGCUGAUAUAUACAAUGGAUUCGUCUUCUGGUCGAUGUUGACGUCUCUCGGGCUUACCGUGUGGUACUUUCCACUUUGGCAUAUGGGCAUUUCAGGUUACGAGGUCAUGGUCAUGUGCACCAUCUCUCCUUUCUUGCUUUGCUCGUCAUCCGUUCGCUCCCUCGUCAUCAAAAACACUCGCUACGUCCAUCUUCUAUCUCUCACAGGCCUUUUGGCCUAUCUCGUCAAGACUCCGGAGUUUCGUCUGUUUGCUGUGGGUUUCGGUGUUUCGAUGACCUGCCUAGCCUGGUCAGCUACAUGGUACGCCGAAAGAUCCCAAGCUGCCCGCCUUGACGCACGAGUCUUAGCCUGGAGUAUUGGCUUGCUAGCCUCGAGUCUGACGAAGUUUGCUUCGCACACCAACAACCCAAUUUGGCCCAUUAUGCAUGCCGAGAACGGCGGCUGGAACAAAUUAGGCCUUUUCUUAGCAUUGGCAGCUAUUCUACGCUCGACUAGGCAAACCACAGACAACAGAGGGGGCCUCGAGACCAUGGGUAGCCCAGCCAGCUCUCACAUAUUAGCCGGCCUUGGUCUCGGUGGCUUGAUCUUUGGUAUGCAUUCUCUAUUGUCGGACUCUAGCACCAUGAUCCUUUGGGUUUGGGAAGGCUUUCCAGUCAGAGGGCCAAUCGCAGCCAAUGGAGUCAUUACGCUUCUUGCUAUGGGUGGUGGUGUACUCCUCUUCAUUUGGCUUCAAGAAAGAGCCUCAAGUUGGCGUAACUUCUCUCUGCUCGGUAGUGGAGCCUUUCUUCUCACAAACUAUAGCAACUGGACAGGUUUUUUUGGUGCCGUACUAAUGGCUAUCGAGUUGAUGUCCCUCGCCCCUUCUUUAAUUGGGUCAGCCGCUCGUCGCGGUCCUGCGGCGUUUGGCUUAGGAUUCUUGAUAUACAACAUUUUGGUGCUUGCACAUGUGUGGGUGGUUGCCUACGCCUUUGUACCUGGAGGACCUCUCAUGCGCGAGCACACCGACUGGGUCAUGACGGCAACUGUAGUCUUCAUCGGUGCGGGUAUCUAUACCAUGCCAGCAUCAAAGGAGAAUAUCAAGUCGCGCCAAAGAUCAAACAGGAAUGGGCGAAGUAGGUUCAAGUCCUACUACGUCUAUUCUCUAAUGGUCCUUGAACUGCUUGCUAUCUCCGUAUCCUACCUUCGCUUUCCAACCAACGACUAUACUCCCUACCAUAAAGAGGAAAAGGUCAUUACUGCGGGCGUUUGGACAAUUCACUUUUCCCUUGACAAUGAUAUGUGGUCUUCCGAGCGACGAAUACGCGAUCUGAUCAAAGAACUCGAGGUCGACGUGAUCGGGCUCAUAGAGACGGACCUUCAGCGAAUCAUCAUGGGCAACCGAGAUACCACUCAAUAUUUGGCCGAAGACUUAGGGAUGUACGUCGACUUUGGGCCGGGUCCAAACAAGCAUACCUGGGGCUCAGCACUUCUCUCCAAAUUCCCCAUCCUGAAUUCAACACACCAUUUACUUCCAUCACCGGUUGGGGAAUUAGCUCCGGCCAUACAUGCGACACUCGAUGCUUACGGCGAGCACAUUGAUGUUGUUGUCUUCCAUUCGGGUCAGGAAGAGGAUCCGGAGGACAGAAGACAGCAGUCUGAGUAUUUGGCAAAACUCAUGAAAGAAUCGCCGAGGCCUUUGAUCUUGCUGAGCUACCUGGUCAUCAAGCCGCAGGAAGGGAACUACAAUACCUAUGUGGGCGACAAGAGCGGAAUGAAGGACAUUGACCCAAGUGAUUGGGAUCGAUGGUGCGAGUAUAUACUAUACAAGGGCAUCAAGAGGUCAGGAUAUGCUCGAGUGAGUAGGUCGACUAUCACGGACACAGAGAUUCAGGUGGGCAAGUUCAUUGUUGGUGAAGCAGAAGGCAGCGAUGAACGGGUUCCGGAAGAACAGGUUGCUGAGGGUUUGCGAUUCCCUGCAAUGUUCCGAGGUGAAGGAGUGCGAGGUCAUCAAUACCACGUCUUUGACGAGCCGAGGUAUUACUAUUAG